Aspergillus mulundensis is the source of this 465-nucleotide messenger RNA. RefSeq lists its product as uncharacterized. The record is from RefSeq and is a predicted model, not a curated record. Bases 1 to 465 code for a protein of 154 amino acids. Lineage: Eukaryota; Fungi; Ascomycota; Eurotiomycetes; Eurotiales; Aspergillaceae. The transcript is spliced from 4 exons.
AUGGCAACGUUCAUCAAAUCCUAUUCCAUCAUCCCCAAGGAGCUAUUCCGUAUCAACAAUGGUCCCGCUGUUCGCUUGCGUGCGCACCCUGGUCCUCAGAGGCCACUUGGUCUAUUUGAUCUGUUAACCUACAGGGGAAAGGUCAAGCCGAAAGCACUCAGCCCAACCACAUACAAGCCGCCUAAUGGCGCUUCGAUUCGACCAAAUACCCCAAAGAUGCAUAGACUUGUUGGCACCCUUAGGGGGGCGUCAACUUGCAUUUACUCAAUUCCGGCAGGGGUCUAUCUUCCUGAUGGACUUAUUCUUGUCCAUGAGUUCAAGGAUCAUUACUCUCUGCAACCAAGGGUGGAGAUGACAGUAGAUGACUUGAAUAAUAGGAUCACAGACUUUCUCCAGUCAGAAGGCGAAUGUUGGACAAAGGAAGAAUGGCUGUUGCAGUACCCAAAGCCCACACAGACUGAGUGA